This is a messenger RNA of Homo sapiens (human), 2256 nucleotides long. RefSeq names its product septin 5 (gene SEPTIN5). Gene Ontology annotation, molecular function: GTP binding. Lineage: Eukaryota; Metazoa; Chordata; Mammalia; Primates; Hominidae. The record is from RefSeq and is marked reviewed. Gene Ontology annotation, cellular component: cytoskeleton; cytoplasm. Bases 296 to 1336 code for a protein of 346 amino acids. The transcript has 11 exons.
GCGACGCCCCGCCUCUGGCUCGGGUGCGGGAGCGGGGCCUGCCCGGACUGCGACGCCGCCACAGCUUGGGGCCAGUUCGCCCAGUCAGGGGGAUGGCUCGGUCGGCCUCGGGGGUCGACGAUCCCCCGGGUAGGCGACGUGCCCUGUCCAGGCCUCACUUCCCGCGUCCGCAAAACGGGGUGGACAACGCAGCCUAAGGCAGAGCCGCGCCAAGGUCCCUCGCUGUCGCCGGGCUCUGGCGGCCUGACCGGGCCUGGGGUCCGAGCGUGCCCCCGGGCCUGGGGGGGUCGCCGCGAUGGACUCGCUGGCAGCGCCCCAGGACCGCCUGGUGGAGCAGCUGCUGUCGCCGCGGACCCAGGCCCAGAGGCGGCUCAAGGACAUUGACAAGCAGUACGUGGGCUUCGCCACACUGCCCAACCAGGUGCACCGCAAGUCGGUGAAGAAAGGCUUUGACUUCACACUCAUGGUGGCUGGUGAGUCAGGCCUGGGGAAGUCCACACUGGUCCACAGCCUCUUCCUGACAGACUUGUACAAGGACCGGAAGCUGCUCAGUGCUGAGGAGCGCAUCAGCCAGACGGUAGAGAUUCUAAAACACACGGUGGACAUUGAGGAGAAGGGAGUCAAGCUGAAGCUCACCAUCGUGGACACGCCGGGAUUCGGGGACGCUGUCAACAACACCGAGUGCUGGAAGCCCAUCACCGACUAUGUGGACCAGCAGUUUGAGCAGUACUUCCGUGAUGAGAGCGGCCUCAACCGAAAGAACAUCCAAGACAACCGAGUGCACUGCUGCCUAUACUUCAUCUCCCCCUUCGGGCAUGGGCUGCGGCCAGUGGAUGUGGGUUUCAUGAAGGCAUUGCAUGAGAAGGUCAACAUCGUGCCUCUCAUCGCCAAAGCUGACUGUCUUGUCCCCAGUGAGAUCCGGAAGCUGAAGGAGCGGAUCCGGGAGGAGAUUGACAAGUUUGGGAUCCAUGUAUACCAGUUCCCUGAGUGUGACUCGGACGAGGAUGAGGACUUCAAGCAGCAGGACCGGGAACUGAAGGAGAGCGCGCCCUUCGCCGUUAUAGGCAGCAACACGGUGGUGGAGGCCAAGGGGCAGCGGGUCCGGGGCCGACUGUACCCCUGGGGGAUCGUGGAGGGCGCAUUGCGACUUCGUGAAGCUGCGCAACAUGCUCAUCCGCACGCAUAUGCACGACCUCAAGGACGUGACGUGCGACGUGCACUACGAGAACUACCGCGCGCACUGCAUCCAGCAGAUGACCAGCAAACUGACCCAGGACAGCCGCAUGGAGAGCCCCAUCCCGAUCCUGCCGCUGCCCACCCCGGACGCCGAGACUGAGAAGCUUAUCAGGAUGAAGGAUGAGGAACUGAGGCGCAUGCAGGAGAUGCUGCAGAGGAUGAAGCAGCAGAUGCAGGACCAGUGACGCUCGCCGCGGACACACCGUCCGUCUCCGGGACGCCCUCGCACCCCUGGACACCAGACCGGACUGUUCCCGACCCGGAGACGCGGGGCCACAGCCCCCAGCUGACCCUAAUUUAUUCUCAGCACCACCCCCUCCCAGGUCAUUGUGUCUGUUUCCGAGGGGCCUGGACCGUAGCCCCCGCCCAGCUGGCCCUCUCUGACCUUGGGGGAUCAGGAGCGAAGUUGGGCGGGACUUCAGAGAUCCGCCUCCCUUGCCCUUCCCCCGCCCCCGGACGGUCACAGCACCCAAACCGCAGGCCCUGCUCUGGCAGGCAGGCAAAGCUAGGCAGAAGAGGAUUCCCAGGAUCCUGGGUCUGUUCCCUGCCCCAGUGCUGCAGAACGGACUUGGGAGCCCUCCUUUGCCUGCUCCCGCGGGUCACCCAGCGAGUGCUGAGACCCCAUUUUCUGUCGAGGCGGGCCGAGUCUUCCCUUAUCCCCAGACGCCUAGCGGGCAGGGUUGGGCUGAAUCAAAUGGGAGCCCUCCAGACAUAAGGAGGCCAGAGGCUGCAAGGAGCGGGGUCGUGACCGCUUACACCCCUUCUCCACAGCCCGGCCCGACCUGGAGGGCCCCCGGGGCACUGGGCGGUGAGCCACCUCCUGGCAACUCUCGGUGCCGUCCCCUGCCCUCGCUCGAGGCCUCUUCUCCCCAGCACCGCUGUGGUGUGCCGGGAUCCUGAGCCUAGGCCUCCCGAUGUUCCCACCCGCAUGAUCCCUUCCCGCCACACGAUGCUCCGUUUUCUUCCGUUGUGAAUGCCGCGUCCUGUCCUGGUGACAGGAGAACAAUGUUGGUGAACGUC